AUGCCAUCGCUGCGACCGGCUGCACUGCUGGCGAUGCUGGUGCUGCUGACCGCCACUCGCGAUGCACUUGCAGCGCCUGACAUAACCAUGUCCAUACACAGUGACAUAGCUGGUAAUGGAGCACCAAACUCCUUCACGGUCAAUCAGGUCUAUACUCUAAUUUCCAAUAUCGAAUUCAGACUGAGAGAUUUGUCAAAUACAUUAAGACGGGACCAACAUACGGAAAGGAUAAAUUCCAGGAUAGACGUGAUGUUCAACAAGCUCAGUCAUAUAGAAGUAUCCAACGAAAUGUGGUUCGAUAAAUUUCAACAGUCGGUGAUGGAGGAAUGUGGUCCGAACCACAUGACCAGACGUCUGGACAAGGCUCAGCAACAACUGGAGAUAACAUUAGAACACAUGGAGACCAAUCUACAGAACGUGCAAAAUCAUCAGAAAGAACUGGAGAAAGAAAUCAAAAAAGUGGCAGACAGGCAGACAGAAAUGGCCAUGGACAUUCAGACCAUGCGAAAAGACAUGAGUUCUGAGUUUGAGAAUCACAAUUCCAAUCAGAUUACUUUCAGGAAACAGUUACAAGACACUGUUGCAAAUUUAUCUCAACAAUCCAAAAUCACAGACAAAUCAAUGAGUACCUGCUCGUGUAAUCAAGACGGCGAUUUCAGUCAAAUUCCGGAAACAACAAACCGACUGUCCACAACGAUGAAUAAUAUGUACAAUGUGCUCAAAGAUCGUUCAGAUCACAUAAGCAUAGAACUCAAGGAAUUGGUGGAGAAUACUGACAAGUAUCGGCGGAGAUUGGACUCUGAUAGACGUGGCGUGAUAAACGAAUUUUUGGACAGCUUCUUAGAAGCGGCUAUCGAAAAGAUAACAGCGAUUCAGAAAAAAUCAGAAGACGAACUUGAAGCCAAGUUCAAAGAGCAGUUGCAAUUACUCGUAGAUGGACAAAACUUGUUCAUGGACAAUUGUCACCGGUUGCAAUCAAAUGAACGACAAAUCGAGAAUGAUAUGGUCGAUAUAUUGGAAAGGAUAUUAGACCGUAUUGAUAACAAGAGUAAGUCCGAGAGCACGACUUUGGAACAAUUACCGAAAACUUUGAAAACCCAAAGCAGUCUGGAAGAGAAAAUGUUCGGGGAGCUUUCAGAACUAAUCAAGACUCAGUCUGACCAGGUGACCAGAACGGUAGCCUACUCCACCAACCAAGUAUUAAAGUUACACCAGGACGUAACGAACAUUUCCAAUGCGCUGAUGGCCGUCAACAAUGGUGGAGGACUCUGUAAUUUCACCAUGUCAACGACGGACAUCAAUGACAGACUACCCCUGCACAAUAUCAACAACAGCCACAGCAACAACCCAUCGCCUUCCAAAAACAAGUCCAUCAUCGAAAAACCUACAUCGGUGAUGCCAAACAAGAACCGUUCACCACAUGAUUAG
Macrosiphum euphorbiae (potato aphid) is the source of this 1428-nucleotide messenger RNA. NCBI's taxonomy places the organism in Eukaryota, Metazoa, Arthropoda, Insecta, Hemiptera, Aphididae. The record is from the annotation of a GenBank genome assembly.